AUGAAGUUAACAGCAAACAAACUAUCAGAGUUCUAUCCUGAUGUCAGUACAACAACAUCGAUUGUAUUGUCAUCAAAGGAGAUCAAUGAGUUGGGUGACCUCAGCUGUUGUUUGGAUCUCAAACGAUUAGACCUCAGCAAGAAUGAGAUUGCCAACAUGUAUGGUCUCAAAGACCUCGUCUCACUCGAGACACUCAAUGUAUCAACCAACAAACUUGAGAGAAUGAUCGAUAUCAAGUCAAUGACAAAGUUAAAGGUGUUGAACAUGUCACAUAAUAAGUUAAAGAGGAUUGAGGGAGUGAUGAAGUUGGCCAAUCUAAAUGCCUUGGUACUCAAUAAUAAUAAUAUAUCGACGAUUGAGAACAUGGAGUACUUGCCCAAUCUCAACACAUUGGUACUCUCACACAAUGCCAUCGAGCAUAUCCAAGGUAUCAAGUUCCUCAAAGAGUUGACCAAGUUGUCAAUAUCACACAACACCAUCAAGCAUAUCCCAGACAUGAGUCAGAAUACCAAGCUCAAGGAACUUAGGAUCACAAACAAUAAGGUGUUUACAAUGGAUGCAAAGAUACAACUGCUGCAUACUCUUCAGAUCAUUGACUUGUCACAUAACUUGUUGAGUAAUUAUAAGGAUCUGGAACCUUUGACAAAGUUAAAGAGUCUGAGGAGUCUGAGUUUGAUUGGUAAUCCAAUUGCUGCACAAGAGGACUAUAGAGAGAAGAUGAAGGAGAUGUUCCCUGCACUGGACAGUCUGGACAACAAGCCAUUCUCUGACAGGAAGAUUGGAAAAGUGGACAAGAGGAAGAAGAAUCUCGAGAAGAGGGAGACUGUCGAGCAACAAAAGAAAUAUAGGUUGGAGAGGGAGGCGUCUGCCAGUCGCGAUGACAGUGAUGACAGUGAUGAUGAGGAUGGCAGUGAUGAUGAGAAGAAGAAGAAGAAGAAGGUGAUUGUAAAGAGACCAGCAAUCAAGAGGAAAGGACAAGAUGAUGAUGAAGAUGAUGAGGAGGAGGAUGACCAACCAUCAAAGAAACAACGUGUGGCAGUACACUCGUCAUGGGAGAAAACAAAGAGCAAGAGACCAUUGAUGGCAGACAAGACAAAGCAUGCUUUGGCCAAGCCAUUGGUAUCCAAGGAUACUAAAGUUGAUGUGGAGAUGACCGAGCCAAAGAGGGUGACUAGAGAGCCAAAGAUGGAUACCAAGAGCAAGGUUGCCGCCCCAGUGUCAAUGGCGGAGAAGAAGAGACCGGUGGCAAGCGAGCCAAAGAUCGAUAAGAGUGUCAAGAAACAAGAUAGCAAGUUAGUGGAGAAGAAGAAGCAGUCAUCAUCACCAGCACCAGCAAAGACAACGACAACAACAACAACAACGACAACACCAAAGAAGAAAAAGUCAGCGAUUGAGGAGACUAGCAGUAACAAAUCAAUCACAAAGGAGAAGAAGAAUGAGGAUAGUUCAUUGAGCUUUGGUGAAAGAGUCAAGAAGAUCGAUAUGGCUGAUGGUCCAGGAUCAAAGGUGACCAAGUCCAAGACCACCCCAUCAAAGACAAAGCCAACCACAACAGUGCCAACAACGACAAAAACCAAGAACGAACUUGUCACAUUCUCUGAUAGUGAUGGCGAGGAUAACAAAUCAUCAACAACAAGUCAGCCACAAUAUGCCUACAAGUUCAGCAGCGAAUCAAACAACAAUGACAAUGACAAUGGCAAUGACAAGAACAAGAGCAAGACGAAUGGCAAAGAGGACAAGAAAUCAAAGAACAAACAGGCAAAAUCACAGACCAAAACCAAACCAGCCAAAUCAGUGUUCGACGAUGAUGAGGAGGAUGACCUGGUGAAGGAGUACAAGGAGAUGAAGAAGCAGCAACAACAGAAGGCCCCACAACAACAGAAGCAGCAAAAGAAACAGAAAUCGGAGGAAGCACAACCCAAGAAGGAAGUGGCGCCAAUGAUGAGUGCAGCAGACUUGAUGGGAAUUAAUAGUAAUGACGAUGACUAUUAA
Acytostelium subglobosum LB1 is the source of this 1992-nucleotide messenger RNA. RefSeq lists its product as hypothetical. Gene Ontology annotation, molecular function: protein binding. The transcript has 3 exons. Lineage: Eukaryota; Evosea; Eumycetozoa; Acytosteliales; Acytosteliaceae. Bases 1 to 1992 code for a protein of 663 amino acids. The record is from RefSeq and is a predicted model, not a curated record.